AUGUCAGUCGCCACUAAUUUUAAACCUGAUUAUGAAACAUAUCUUCAUCGAAUAGGCCGUUGCGGUCGUUUCGAUAAAUUAGGUUAUACAUUUAAUUUAAUUGGUUCAGAAAGAGAUUUCAAUAUAAUGAAAGAUAUUGAAGAAUAUUUUCGGCAUCCUAUUGAUGAAAUAAUAAUUGAAGCUAUAAGUAAUCUUGAACCAGAUCAAGAAUGA
Messenger RNA from Rotaria sp. Silwood2, 213 nucleotides. The record is from the annotation of a GenBank genome assembly. Lineage: Eukaryota; Metazoa; Rotifera; Eurotatoria; Philodinida; Philodinidae.